Molecule: messenger RNA, 468 nt
Organism: Angiostrongylus costaricensis
Lineage: Eukaryota; Metazoa; Nematoda; Chromadorea; Rhabditida; Metastrongylidae
Source: the annotation of a GenBank genome assembly
AUGGGUGAACUGACAAUGGAGAAGAAAACCGUCACUAAUGCGUGCAUGGUCUACGCUGAUUACGCAGAGCUACAGGAUUUGUUAAAGACCAAAGAGGACUCUCAGUUGCCAAAUGUUCAACAGAACGCGCAAGCAGUCGAAAGCGGCAAUGUGCCAGAAAAAACGACACUGUCAAUCGCACAGUACAUGGGUGCACAUAUGAAACGAGAGCUUCGCCCGUGUGCAAUUUUUCUAAGCACAAACCAAGAGGAAAAACCGAAGGCUAUCCAGCAAUUGAUUUCGUCAUUGCAGAGAGUAGUACUGCUUUCCUGGUUGCUUGAGUGCUGGGCUCACCGAGACGAGUUCGAUUUUGUCACCGAGAAAAUAACACAUAACGUCAUGAAGACAUCAACAUUGGAUCUAAGCACCUUAGCAGCAGUUAAGAGCCGAAAACUUAUGACAAAUGAAGUUGGGGAUUUUCUCAUGUAA